Messenger RNA from Trichoderma asperellum CBS 433.97, 156 nucleotides. The record is from RefSeq and is a predicted model, not a curated record. Lineage: Eukaryota; Fungi; Ascomycota; Sordariomycetes; Hypocreales; Hypocreaceae.
UUUAAAAUUUUAAAGAAAAUUAAAGAAGUUAACUAUAAGUUAAAUUUAUUUAAUAAUAUAAAAUUAAAAACAGCUGUUUUUUAUAUUUUACUGCUAGAAAAGGUAUUAGUAGAUAAAGAAAUAGGUAAAUUAAUUAUAAAUAAAAUUAUUAUUUAA